This is a messenger RNA of Aspergillus heteromorphus CBS 117.55, 744 nucleotides long. RefSeq names its product TspO/MBR family protein. Bases 8 to 568 code for a protein of 186 amino acids. Gene Ontology annotation, cellular component: mitochondrial outer membrane. NCBI's taxonomy places the organism in Eukaryota, Fungi, Ascomycota, Eurotiomycetes, Eurotiales, Aspergillaceae. The record is from RefSeq and is a predicted model, not a curated record. The transcript has 2 exons.
AAAAAAAAUGCCGUGGUCCAUCGUUCUCCCCCAGGCGAUCUUCGCCAACCCCCUCCUAUCCGUGGUGACGCCCAUCACCACCGGAACUCUGAUCGGCAUCCAGACCAACCGCCAAGCCAAGACGAAGCAGGUUUACAGCACGCUCAAGAAACCGCCCUUGUACCCGCCCCCUUGGGUGUUCGCGCCCGUCUGGACCAUCCUCUAUGGCAUGAUGGGGUUCGCGGCGCAUCAUGCCACGGUGUCCGGGUCGAUUAAUACGUACGCGUCUUCGACCAUCCUGCAGGAUUGGGCGGCCAGUUCGCAGGCGCUGUAUACCUCGCAGCUGAUGCUGAACUACCUGUGGAUGCCCCUGUUCUUUGGGCUGCGCAAGCCGGGCUGGGCGCUGGCGGAUAUCUUGCUGCUGGGGGGGAAUGUUGCGGUGCUGAUGCACUCGUGGUGGAAGCAUGAUCGCGUGGCGUUCUGGCUGAUGGCGCCGUAUGCGGCGUGGUUGGGCUUUGCGACUUACCUGAAUGCUGGGGUGGGGGUGUUGAAUGGAUGGACGAUUGGGGGUCGGAAGAAGGAGGAGUGAUUGUUGGAUUGGUGGAAGGUCGACCCUCACACACUGUCAUACCUAUGGAGGUGUUUCUUUUUUUUCGGAGUUUAUUUCCUGGUCAGGGAUUCUGCUGGACAUGAUUACUGCUGCUACUUUCAACCGAAGUAUAUAUCUGAAUCUGAUCCACCCAGCUGGUGGCUAUCUAAGUGAAU